GAAAUAACCUAUCAAAUGAUUCCCAUAUCCCUUUUCGUCGAUUCGUCGACUGCAUAGUUGUUUCAACUGAAGAUCUAUGCGGAACUCGCUCAACCUAGCGAGGUGCGAGUAACAGCAUUUAGAUUUAGUGGCGGACUCAGAGACCAGCAGUGCUGAUUCUUUACUCACGCACAAGUUGUAAUGGUCAGGAGUUUGCAUACUGCAACACCCACAACUUCCUUUCAUGGGAAGAUGAUGCAGAUUUCAGUAACAGCGCAGAUUCUUAACGUUUUACGCAUAUUACAGUUCAAAUCUACCAAACACUCCCUACAUACAAAUCAGAAACUACCAAUCAAUCAAAAUUUUCGCCAUACUUGCUCUGUACUCUAAAGAGUCCAAAAAUGGUAGUUUUCGAAGAGAACUUCUCUCGUUCAAUUUUGUGUUCUACUCCGACUACAAAUCCUCUACCAAAGAGCUUCAAAGACUCAGAAAUCAUCAAAAUUUCGAUCCAUCCAAACACUCCCGCCCCUCAUUCUGAAUCUGCCCUCAACGCCUGUUCCUCUUCAGGCUCUUGUUCAUCAGAAACCUCUCAUGAGGACUGCCCAGCAAUUGAAAUCCAUGUCCAUUUCCGCGACGAUCCGUGCUACGCUUGUACAUCAUCUUCAAACAAUCUAUCCUCUCCAAUACUUCAUAGCCCACCCUCAUUUGAUAAAAAUUUGCAUUCAGGGACUAGUCCUCUAUUUUGUCAGAAUAAUCAGAAACAUCCUUUACCAUGUUGUCCGCCUCAAACAUCCGCGGUUGUGAUCGGGGAGGAGGAGAAUGGGAAAAUUAGGUUGUUAUCGAACCGUUCGACGAGGGUCGACUUCUUAGAUUGGGACGCAAACGGGGCCCUCGAAUGGAAGGAGGCAGAGGAGAAUUUUGAUCACUCCAAUAUAUCACAAUGCAUAGAAAUGAAGGAAAUGAAUGAAAUCUCAGAAGAUUCUUUGCAAGACCAUCAUAAUUAUCAGUAUUUUAAUUCAAAUCUCUACCGAGCCUCCUCACCGAAUUCCAGCCCCAAAAUCAAAAUCUACUUGGAUGACUGUGGGAGAAAUUUUGGUGGGAGUAUCACAGAGAAGGAAAUCACGCAGGCUAUAUUAUUUAGCGCUUGCACAAAUCAGCUAACGUUGACACGAGAAGAGGCGACCGAGUGCGCGCGACUAAUCAUCGACGAGCUCGAUGCCGACCAAGUAGCCGUUGAGCUACAUAGCUCAAAAGACAAAGUGGUAAACACUUCCACACAAACACUACCUCUACACCGGUUUCCGCCGAUGCCGACGACCGAUCGCAACCGUCUGAUCAUACUGUCUGACCGUCAUGUUCCUCCGGGCCCACUGGCGACGAAUAUGGACGGUUUUGCUCUGGCUGGCGGCGUGUGCGGCCCUCUUUAGCUGGAAGUUCGUGCAGUACCGCCAACGGUUGGUCGAAGUCAUUGGGUAUUGUCUCUGCACCGCCAAGGGCGCCGCCGAGACUCUCAAGCUCAACAUGGCCCUCGUGCUCCUCCCCGUGUGCCGUAACACGGUGACGUGGCUCCGCAGGAGCCGUCGGAUCAAUUCCAUCCUUCCUUUCAAUGACACCAUCAACUUCCACAAGCUGAUCGCGGCAGGGAUCAUGAUCGGCGUGAUCCUCCACGGCGGCGUCCACCUCACCUGCGACUUCCCGCGGAUCCCUGCCUGCGCCGACCGGUCGGUCUUCGGGCGUACAAUUGCCGAAGAUUUUCAAUACCGCCGGCCGUCCUACGCAGACAUCCUCGCGACGACGGAGGGCGUGACGGGGAUUCUGAUGGUGGUGCUGAUGGCUGCAGCGUUCCUGCUGGCGACCUGGCCUUCGAGGAGGAACUCCGCCUCGCUGCCGCGGCACAUCAGACGGUUUGCGGGGUUCAACGCAUUCUGGUACUCGCACCACCUCUUCAUCGCCAUCUACACGCUGCUCAUUGUCCACUCCAUGUUCCUCUUUCUAACCUACGACUUUACGGAGAAAACGACAUGGAUGUACGUAUCAAUUCCUGUUGUAAUCUACACCGCGGAGCGUGUGUUUAGGAAAAUAAGGUCAGAGAUCUACGACGCCAAAGUCCUCGAGGCAAAAGUUUAUCCGGGGAAGAUUCUUUCUCUGAAGAUGAAAAAGCCUGCAGGGUUUCGAUACCGCAGCGGAAUGUUUAUGUUCCUACGAUGCCCGCAGAUUUCUAAGUUUGAGUGGCAUCCAUUUUCACUUACUUCCGCGCCAGACGAUGAACACCUGAGCAUGCAUAUCAGAUCACUUGGAGACUGGAGCUAUCAAAUGUACAGCAUAUUCCAAAAGGCACUAGUCUCUGGCACCUCUGAUUUGCCCAAAAUAUGCAUUGAUGGGCCCUAUGGUGCAGCAUCUCAGGACCAUUCCAAGUAUGAAAUCCUCUUGCUCAUUGGCCUUGGAAUCGGCGCGACGCCAUUCAUUAGCAUCCUCAAGGACAUUGCUAAUGGUCUCAAAAAGGUAGAUAGUGGCGAGGCUCGCGACACGGAGAUCCCGCGAAAAGCCUACUUCUACUGGGUCACAAGAGAGCAAGGAUCCUUUGAGUGGUUUAGGGACAUUAUGAAGGAUGUUUCUGCUCUAGAUGAGAAGCAUGGAGUGAUAGAGAUGUACAAUUAUUUGACUAGUGUGCAUCAAGAAGGGGACAAGAGAUCCGCAUUGAUAAGCGCAAUCCAAGCCCUUCAUUUCACGAGGAAUGGCGUCGAUAUCAUCUCGAGGACACCGGUGCGUACCAGAUUUGCUAGGCCAAAUUGGUCCAGGGUUUUUUCUGGUUUGGCUUGUCGGCAUGUCGGAGAGAGGAUUGUAUGGAGAGAAUUUGUAUGGGGAGCAAUUGCUGGGGCAUUCGGCGAAGGCAUGAUGCAUCCAAUCGACACUCUGAAAACACGAAUUCAGAGCCAGGCGGUGAUUACUGGAACUCAGACCCAGAAGAACAUACUGCAGAUGGUCAGGACUGUCUGGGUUGCUGAUGGUUUGAAAGGGUUUUACCGGGGGAUUACUCCAGGAGUAACUGGUUCACUUGCUACUGGAGCAACAUACUUUGGUAUUAUUGAAUCUACCAAAAAAUGGUUGGAGGAAGUUAAUCCUAAUCUAAGUGGUCAUUGGUCUCACUUCAUAGCGGGGGCAGUUGGUGACACACUUGGCUCUUUUGUCUAUGUGCCAUGCGAAGUCAUGAAGCAACGUAUGCAAGUGCAAGGCACCAGGAAUUCUUGGAUUUCAGCCAUGACAAAAGGAAAUAUCUCCCAGAAGCCCGGGGCCCAGAUGUAUGGAUACUAUACUGGAAUGGUCCAAGCAGGCUAUUCAAUUUUCAAGGAACACGGUCUCAGAGGAUUAUAUGCUGGGUAUUGGUCUACACUUGCCAGGGACGUGCCUUUUGCUGGGCUGAUGGUUACUUUUUAUGAAGCAUUGAAAGAUUUGACAGAGUUUGGCAAGCAAAAAUAUCUACCGAAUAGUGAUUUGCAUGUUAGUAGUACCUUUGAAGGCCUGCUUUUAGGAGGAUUAGCUGGUGGUUUUAGUGCAUAUCUUACAACGCCCUUGGAUGUGAUCAAGACAAGAUUGCAAGUACAAGGAUCCACUAUUAGGUACAAGGGAUUCCUCGAUGCUUUAAGAAGGAUUUGGGUUGCUGAGGGCUUGAAUGGUUUGUUCAAAGGAAGUGUCCCGAGAAUAAUAUGGUAUGUUCCAGCUUCUGCCCUCACUUUUAUGGCUGUGGAGUUCCUAAGGGAUCACUUCAAUGAGAAGUUGGAUGAAGUUCAGGACGUGACUAGUUUGUCAAUCGACCCAAGCCCUAAAAUUCAAGAAACAACUUAAACCUUUUUCUAUACCUGAAUUUUUCUGCUUGUACAUAUAGAUCAAAUUUUUUUGCCCCCUACAGUGGGGUAGCUGUAGCAAAUUUGGAUGUCAGGAUACUUCUCACUUCGGCAUUGCCUAGCGUAAUGUACGGUGAAACCAUUGGUUGAAGCUUCUCCUCUUCUUGCCAAUUACGCCCUGAAUGCUGUAAAUGGGGAAUUUUUUAUGCUUCUUCUUAGAAGCAUUUCGUAACAUUUUAAAGAUAGUUGAAAUGGAAAAGUAAUGUCUCAAAUAUGGCGUCAAAAACCUAUUGCUGUAUAUCUUCUACCCCUACCAAUAUAGUGCAAUCUUGCUUUUAAA
Ananas comosus (pineapple) is the source of this 4161-nucleotide messenger RNA. Its product is annotated as respiratory burst oxidase homolog protein D. The record is from RefSeq and is a predicted model, not a curated record. Lineage: Eukaryota; Viridiplantae; Streptophyta; Magnoliopsida; Poales; Bromeliaceae. Gene Ontology annotation, cellular component: plasma membrane. Gene Ontology annotation, molecular function: NAD(P)H oxidase H2O2-forming activity.